Messenger RNA from Castor canadensis (American beaver), 737 nucleotides. The record is from RefSeq and is a predicted model, not a curated record. NCBI's taxonomy places the organism in Eukaryota, Metazoa, Chordata, Mammalia, Rodentia, Castoridae.
AUGCCCUUCCUCCGCUCAGCCCCCAAGGUCACACUGGAGGCAGCGCCAGGGUCUUUAGAAGAGAUCAUGGGGGAGCCAGGCAUGGGAAAGUCAGGCGACGUGGGGGACAAAGGACAGAAAGGCAGUGUGGGCCGCCAUGGAAAGAUUGGUCCCAUUGGAGCUAAAGGUGAAAAAGGAGAUUCUGGUGACAUAGGACCCCCUGGCCCUAAUGGAGAACCAGGCCUCCCGUGCGAGUGCGGCCAACUGAGGAAGGCCAUUGGGGAGAUGGACAACCAGGUGACACAGCUGACAACGGAGCUGAAGUUCAUAAAGAAUGCUGUCGCCGGCGUGCGUGAGACAGACAGCAAGAUCUACCUGCUGGUGAAGGAGGAGAAACGGUAUGCAGACGCCCAGCUGUCCUGCCAGGGCAGGGGAGGCACGCUGGCCAUGCCCAAGGACGAGGUCGCCAACGGGCUGAUGGCUGCGUACCUGGCGCAGGCCGGCCUGGCCCGUGUCUUCAUUGGCAUCAAUGACCUGGAGAGAGAGGGCGCCUUCGUGUACUCCGACCGCUCCCCCAUGCAGACCUUCAACAAGUGGCGGAGUGGCGAGCCUAACAACGCCUAUGACGAGGAGGACUGCGUAGAGAUGGUGGCCUCGGGGGGCUGGAACGACGUGGCCUGCCACACCACCAUGUAUUUCAUGUGUGAGUUUGACAAGGAGAAUGUGUGAGCCAGGGUGGGCUGUGCUUGUGGGGGGCC